UCCAGUUAUGGAACCCUAUCCCAGCUGGAGAUGACCGUCAGCUCCCGGAACUCCCCACCUCAGGGAGUCUCUUGGAGGAGGCACAAGCUUUACACCGUUCUGGACCAAAGAUGAUGAUUCCACCAGGAGAGUGUACGUAUGCUGGCAGGAAGAGAAGGAAACCCAUUCAGAAGCGGAGGCUUACCAUGGGGGCUGAGAAAUCAAAUCCUUCCAAACGUCACCGGGAUCGCCUCAAUACAGAGCUGGACCACCUGGCCAGCCUGCUGCCAUUUCCACCUGAUAUCAUCUCCAAGCUGGACAAGCUUUCCGUCCUGCGCCUCAGCGUUAGUUACCUCAGGGUGAAGAGCUUCUUCCAAGCCUUGCAGGAGACAUGUGUAUGGCCAGCUCCAGCCCUGCCACCUGAAGACCACUCACACAGAGGGUUCCCUGUGCAGGAGGGACGGCUGCUGCUGGAGUCUCUCAAUGGCUUCGCUCUGGUGGUGAGUGCAGAAGGGAUGAUCUUUUAUGCUUCAGCAACAAUUGUGGACUAUCUGGGCUUCCAUCAGACAGACGUGAUGCACCAAAACAUUUAUGACUACAUCCAUGUGGAUGACCGACAGGACUUCUGUAGACAGCUACAUUGGGCCAUGGACCCUCCACAGGUGAUGUUUGGGCAGUCCCCACAUCCCAACACAGACGAUACCAUCCUUGGGAAGUUGCUCAGGGCCCAGGAACAGGGCAAGGGCUUGCCCUCAGAGUACGCAGCCUUCUUGACACGCUGCUUCAUCUGCCGUGUUCGCUGUUUGCUGGACAGCACCUCUGGCUUUCUGACUAUGCAGUUCCAAGGAAAGCUAAAAUUCCUGUUUGGACAGAAGAAGAAGGCACCAUCAGGAACAGCCCUGCCCCCGCGGCUCUCACUGUUUUGCAUUGUGGUGCCAGUCCUGCCUUCGGUGACUGAGAUGAAAAUGAAAAGUGCCUUCUUGAGGGCGAAGCACAGGGCAGACUUUGUGGUUACAGUGGACUCCAGGGCAAAAGCUGUUACAAGUCUAUGUGAAUCAGAAUCACAUCCCAAACCCAAUUACUUAGCAGGAAGGAGCAAUGGAGAAAAUGGCAUUUCACUCUUCAGGGGACAAACAGAUAGGAGCCACUGGGCCCGGGCCCUAGCCAGGCCUUCAUGUCUCUGCCUCAGGGGUGGUCCUGACCUCCUCCUCGACCCCAAGGGGGCUUCAGGGGACAGGGAAGAAGAGGACCAGAAACACAUAGUAAGGAGAUCUACUGGUGCCCGGGGGCAGAGGGAGAUGCACAAGUACAAUUAUGGCUUGGAAACACCGAUACACUUGAGGCACCUGAACUGGAGCACAGAACAGAGAAGUCAGGAGGUCACUACCAAGCUGACACGGCAGCCCAGUAAGAAUGAGCCAUCCACCUGUCCAAUGACCCAUGGUUCCUGUAUGCCCUACCCUGGAGGCCAGGGCAUGUUCAGUACCGGCAAUAUGGCUUCUUUCAAAGAUUCACCAGACUAUCACACUGGUGCCUACUGCAGUCAGAUGAACAGACCCUUGCAAGAUAUCCACCAGGUACAUCCCUCCACCUGUCAUAUCCCCCAGGGAAGCCUAGGAUCCAGGAUCCCUCUGCAUGGAAUGCAGCGCUUCUCAGCCAGGGGUUUUUCUACAGAGGAAACAAAAUUGCACAGCCUGCCAGUCACCAUGGACACCCCAUAUAAUCCAGUAUUAUCACUGGAAGUACCAAUCAAGAUGGAAAAUGAAUCUGGGACCCAGAACAUAGUUGAUGUCAGCACAACUAGUCGGGUAUGGUUGGGAGCUAGCGACAUGGCCAGGAGACAUCUGGUCAGUUUCCCUGCCAGGAUGCACCUGAAAGCAGAGCCCGACUAUAGGCAGCAGGUCUGUACCCCACACCUUGGGCAUGGUAUGCUAGGAACGAAUCCCCACAGCAGAGAUACUGUGGGAUCCUGCAGGGAGCCGGCUCCUCUCCGUCCUGCACAUUGCACCUGCCUGGAUCCAGAGUCUCCUCACCACCUCUUCAUGCAGGGUCACAAUGAGAGCCAGCACCCCUCUUUGGGCCAAGACUGCAGAGCUCCUAUUGUUAAGCGUGAGCCCCUGGACUCACCAUCAUGGGCUGGUCCUGGCCAAGUGACUGUGCCCAGGAUGUUCACUAAGGAUGCCUCUAUAGCUGUGAUCCCACCUAAAGGCUCUGAUGGGAUUUUCCUACCCUAGAGCUGCGGUUCUGCUGGAAAUUUCAGUCCUUGGAUGACGGAAUGUGAUCAGAGAUUCUUCUAGUGACACUCUUUACAGAACUCCAUGAGUGAGGCUGAGAUUCCCUGUGUGUAGCUGAGUGGUAGAGUAUCCUGAAUCAUAUAGAACAUCAGAGGAUUCUCAUGAAUAAACCUAAGUCUGUUCAAGUGGACAGUAUUUCUCUUUGAAAUUAAUGUGCUUAUGAAAGUAGCCAAUAGUAUUUUAUGGUGGGCAACCCUCAACUGGUGUGUCAAAGUGAUGUGUCCCUGGUACCCAGUCUUUCUACAUCUCCUGCCUGUAUUCAACAGAAGUUCUGAGGCUUCUAAGGAGAUCUGAAGCCACACUUUGCGUAGUGGUGGUCAGGGAAACAUCCCAUCCCAUUUGGUAUUUUCUGUGGAUUUCUAAAUAUGAUUUAUGUACCUGUAUCUCUGUGCACAUUACAUGGUGGAGGUUAUAGUGUCCAGGUCAGAAAUCAGGGAAGCACAACAUACAAAAAAGGGUGAAGCCACACUGGUGAGGAUGAAUUGUCCCUGGCUAUUGUCUACAGAGCUUUCCUGUAAGGGCAACGGUUCCUAGCCCAGAGAGACUUAGGGACAGGAAGGCAGCCAGUAUUUGUUCUGAAUUGCCAAGGCAAUGUACUCUGAUUGUAGGAUAUGUGGAUAUUAAAUAUGAAACAGAAAGAAAGGGUUACCACGAAUCAUUGGCAAGAUGACUUAUGGCUGGUAGAGCAGUUGAGAGUGUUCCAGGGAAGGGCUCAGACCAAAAAUCUUGCUCCAUUAGCACAGGGGCCACUGAAAAGGAAAAUGCCUGCUGUGCUCUGCCUACCUCUAUGGUACAGAGAGUCUUCAUCGGGGAUGAGCAUCCACCUCUGAUGUCACUUCCCCUGAGGUCUUAGGAAUGCCUGCUAAGGAGCUUGAUGGAGCUCAUGGCUAAUUCUACUAGGCAGUCUCUUCAAUACAGACUUUCUUUCCUUAUCUAUGGCCCCAGGAAAUCAUUGCUCAGCUACUGGCUUAGUGAAGAAGCUGUCUGGAAAAUGCCUAUCACCUUGUUAGAAUCUGGUUGGGUGGGCAGAACCAGGUUCUCUGCUCAGCUUUUGAGAUGUCUGGCUCUCAAGAGGACUCACUGUGGGACAGGGAAUCACCUGAAGAUCUAGAACUGAGAAUUACCCACUACAGGAGCCUGGGAACUUGUGUUCUCUCUGUCCCCCAGUCCACAGAGGCUUUUCAAAUGGGAAAGGCAGGAGCUGUGCUGUCACAGAUGUGAGGCUUGCUCAUAACGUCACAGCAGCUUCUCCAUUACCUAAAUAAAGCCUGCACCUUGUGCCCAGCCACCGAUCUCCCUCCUUCCCUCAAACUGUCUCAGUCCCACUUUGCACAUUUCUGACAAGCACAGCUUACACUGUGGGUCCUAAUGAAUAACAACAGGUACAAUUUGAGUCUUCCUCAACACUUCCUAUUCUAACCACAUGCCCAACUCCCAAGGGCAGAAUAUGCUCAAACCCCCCAUGUGUCUGACAUUCUAGUAUUUCUCUCUGAAAGUGAUUAGUUAUGUUCCUAUCCUCAGCCAGACUCAGCAUCCUAUAUGCUUAUUACACAAGAAGCAGAGAACACAGUAAACUCUUAUGCUCCAAUGUAUACAACAUUUCCCAGGCAUACUGGAGCCAGUGGAAGAAACCUUGGAAAAGAGUCAAGAAGAGGGAAUUCAGAGACAUAUUUAGGAAUAGUGGUGUGUAUUACAGCACUAAAGAGAUUGAAGCCUAUGAGACCCUUUUCAAAAUAAAAUAAAAUAAAAUAAUAAAACGCAUUAUUAUAUAUUUAUCAAUCUUAGCUAGAUUCCCCAUCCUCUAGCUAUGUAACCAGAGAGGAGCCAUGUUCCCCAGAUACUCUGAACCUUUCCGAUGAACCUCAUCUGCACACUGCUGGGAUGAGUUACCAAGUGUGAAGUGUGGGCAGCUCAACUGGGACCUGGGCUUUCCCUGCAGGUCAGGCUUUGUGUACACUGAGUUCUGCACUUGGAUAUCAGUUCUGCAGAUUUUGUGUCUGUGAGACAUCACAUUACAUGGCAAGCUUGGAUACUUGGUGUCAACACUGUCCAAGGAAGCUCAAAACUCCCACAUCUGCACUUUUGUUGCUCAUUCAUCACAAGUGCCCAGUCAACUUGUACAGGAGGUGCACUGAGGUUACCCCUGCUUUAUGAGUUCACCAUCUACACUAAGCACAGGCUCACACUUUUUGUGAUAUCUAACUUUUGCCUAUGUGGCUAAAAUAUCAAAAUCAAAUAUAGUGAGAGAUGGGUUAAGAAGUAAUAUGAAUACAUAUUUACAUUUGCAGUUUCUACUAGAAAAAAUCCUCAAGAUCUAGACUGGCCCAACAAACUUUAAACAGAUACACUACAAUGCAGCUUUCUGUGCUGUUUUCUCGGUGCUCUGUUUUAAC
This is a messenger RNA of Alexandromys fortis (reed vole), 4666 nucleotides long. It is a transcript of the gene Ahrr, whose product is annotated as aryl hydrocarbon receptor repressor. The record is from RefSeq and is a predicted model, not a curated record. The coding region runs from base 111 to 2213 and encodes 700 amino acids. The transcript has 11 exons. Gene Ontology annotation, cellular component: nucleus; aryl hydrocarbon receptor complex. Gene Ontology annotation, biological process: response to xenobiotic stimulus; regulation of transcription by RNA polymerase II; xenobiotic metabolic process. NCBI's taxonomy places the organism in Eukaryota, Metazoa, Chordata, Mammalia, Rodentia, Cricetidae. Gene Ontology annotation, molecular function: protein dimerization activity; nuclear receptor activity; transcription cis-regulatory region binding.